This is a messenger RNA of Eufriesea mexicana, 791 nucleotides long. RefSeq lists its product as uncharacterized. The transcript is spliced from 4 exons. The coding region runs from base 387 to 791 and encodes 134 amino acids. Lineage: Eukaryota; Metazoa; Arthropoda; Insecta; Hymenoptera; Apidae. The record is from RefSeq and is a predicted model, not a curated record.
UUGUGCUCGAUACGAGUGUCUCGUCUAUAUAUACCGUGCACGUGAAACCGUGAAUACAUAAGGUUUAAGAUAACGAAGACGUGUACAGUAAAAGCAACGUGAAUCGUGAAGCCCAUCGUACGAAUGUCACACGUCGCAUCGCAUGCAUUUCUCGCAAUCGAGUGACUGGCGCAUGCGACGAGUAACAGCGCUACCUUAGCAACGGGAGAAUGACCGCGAUAUUUCAAAGAAGCUAAGCGCAAAGAAUUGCCGGCGUUGGUCAAUUUCCGCAACUGCCACGUACUUUCACGCGGAGAUCGGGACCUCUAGCGGACAGGAUGAGACGUGGCUAGGUAUCUAGGGAAGAUUUGAUCGAUUCGAAAGCCGGGGAAACACUGAUUUGCCGAAUGAUCAUAAAAGCAUUGUCCGCUCGAAGGGAGCUUCUGGUUUGCCCAUAUGGUACCUGGCUGAAGAUUGCUUCCAGGAACUCGAAGCCGUUGGCGUCCGAGGUCUUAACGAGCUACCUGCUGCAGACCAACGAGCCACCGUGGACGUCGUAUUUCGUGAAGUAUGCCGAUGUCGUGAACGAUCAGAGAGGGAUGUCCCACUUCAAUUGGCCGGUAGGCAGCAGCAAUUACCACGUACUUAGAACCGGCUGCUUUCCAUACAUUAAAUAUCACUGCACCAAGAGGCCACGACAGGACCUCAGCGUCGAGGACAAAUUUUUCAAGGCGAUCAAGAUAGUUCACCUGGUAUUACCAUUUUUAUUUACGUCAAUAUCAUUAUCUAGGGAACAGAGAAAAAUGGAUUAA